Messenger RNA from Mus musculus (house mouse), 4410 nucleotides. It is a transcript of the gene Eif4e2, whose product is annotated as eukaryotic translation initiation factor 4E member 2. Bases 548 to 1234 code for a protein of 228 amino acids. NCBI's taxonomy places the organism in Eukaryota, Metazoa, Chordata, Mammalia, Rodentia, Muridae. Gene Ontology annotation, molecular function: translation initiation factor activity; RNA binding. The transcript has 7 exons. Gene Ontology annotation, cellular component: P-body; cytoplasm. The record is from RefSeq and is a predicted model, not a curated record. Gene Ontology annotation, biological process: translational initiation.
GACCCGGUAGAGCGGAAGUCACUCCGUGAGGCAGUGGCGACAGCGGCGGCAAGAGGAUGAACAACAAGUUCGACGCGUGAGUGGCGCGUGGCCGACCCCGGGGCCCCUUCCCCCAACCGUCCCCCGGGACCGCUCCCGCCGGGGCCGGGCGCGCCCUCAGCCGAGCCGCUCGCUCCCGGGCCGCCGCAGCCCGAGCCUUCCUGCGCCCGCGGGCCCGACGGGGCCGGGAGAGCGCGGCCGAGGUCGCCGGGACCCCUGAGCCGCUGGACCCCGGCGCGGCACGGGCCGGGGGAGGGGAGGCCGCGCCGCCCGGAAGGAGAUUUUCGGACGCCCCGCCCUGGUGGGUGCGGGCUGCCGGCGGCGUGGAGGGGCGGGACCUCAGCGCUUCGGGUGUUUCCGCAGCCUUGCUGCCUUCUCUCUGAACGCGGCUUCCCUCCCGCACUCGCUCGGCGUCCUGGGAAGGUCACCUCUCCCUUCCGAGCCUCGAUUUUGUCUUCUGCAAGCGGGGACGGUAACAGAGCCCGUGUCGUAGAGUUGGGCAGCUGCGAUGAGCUUAAAAGAUGAUGACAGUGGAGACCAUGAUCAGAAUGAAGAAAACAGCACACAGAAAGAUGGUGAGAAGGAAAAAACAGACCGAGACAAGAGCCAGAGCAGUGGCAAGAGGAAGGCUGUUGUCCCUGGACCAGCAGAGCAUCCCCUGCAGUACAACUACACCUUUUGGUACUCGAGGAGAACCCCUGGCCGUCCCACCAGCUCGCAGAGCUAUGAGCAGAACAUCAAGCAGAUUGGCACCUUUGCCUCUGUGGAGCAGUUCUGGAAGUUUUACAGCCACAUGGUACGUCCUGGGGACCUGACAGGCCACAGUGACUUUCAUCUCUUCAAAGAAGGGAUUAAACCUAUGUGGGAGGAUGAUGCAAAUAAAAAUGGGGGCAAGUGGAUCAUUCGACUCCGGAAGGGCUUAGCUUCCCGCUGCUGGGAGAAUCUCAUCCUGGCUAUGCUCGGGGAGCAAUUCAUGGUUGGGGAGGAGAUCUGCGGGGCUGUGGUCUCUGUCCGCUUUCAGGAGGACAUUAUUUCUAUAUGGAAUAAGACUGCCAGCGACCAAGCAACUACAGCCCGAAUCCGGGAUACUCUUCGGCGCGUGCUUAACCUACCUCCCAACACCAUUAUGGAAUACAAAACUCACACCGACAGCAUCAAACAACAUAAUGCUGGUGGAUCCUUGGCUGUACCCUGAGGCUCAGGCCUGGUGAAGAAAUGGUUUCUGCUACCUGGUUCCCAAACCCAGUGCAGCAAAGGCAAGAACUGUUGCCACUUGCUGAAGCAAGAUGGAAGUAUUUGUGGACAUGGCUGAGCUUCGACUCUGACUUCAGUGACCGCGCCUUCGCUGCUGUUGAAGGAGCACUGGGAAGUACUCAAGGGAGUAGUGAAGGCUAGACUUCCUAAGUAAAACAAGCUGAAAACGACAACUACCUGCCAUCUAAGAAGAAAGCCUGCUGGCCCUCACUCUUGACUCAGCUCCUGUUUCCAGUCAGCAUGGAGGGAUCGAGGUGGGAGGUGGGGUGAUGGUGUCUGCUCUGUUCUAAGCGUUUGAUCUGAAUGUGCUGUUGUUUUUGUCUCUGGUUUACCAGGGCCUGGGAGGAGUUUCAUGGCCUGGUGAACAGCAGCGGCCGCUGAUCGGACGCUCCCCCUCUGUCUCUCACACUCAGGGUAGGGCCUUGUCUACCUUCUCUGUAACCCCAUGACAUACCUCUCAGCUAUAGGAACCCUCUCCCCAAGGGGAUGCCCUCUUCCCAUUUGCCUCCAGCCUUGCCUCUGCCAGCAUUGCACCUCAGGGAACCAUGAGUUCCAAACUAUGUCUCAUGGUUAACCCCUUAAAGGUCACCAGACCUCAUGCUUCUACGUUCCCGCUUGGCUCCGUGCACCAACAGAUCUGAGAUAUCUUGAGAUGCUAACAUGUCAUGAGAGUAAAUAUGUAUCAUAUCUUCUUGUUCAGUUCAGAUACUUCCCUUUUUUAAGCCAUCUGCCAAUGUUUUAUGGCCAGAGGGCAGUUCCGUAGGCCUCUGUAUGGGUUAGGUGAGAGGUACGCCUCUUGUUUGCUGUCAGCUACAGGGAAACAGUCAACAGACAGGUGAAUUUCAGGGCUUCAUAAGAGACCAGGUCAACAUGACAGAGAUGGGCCCCAAAGCAGGGAAGGCGGGGCCAGCUCCAGCAUCUGCCUGCCUGAGUAUUUGUACUUCAUCAGGGGAGUGUCUGGCCCAUGUCUGUCUCUAGCAGAGAAAUUUGGAGAAGUUUAGCUGAAAUUGAAGCAGUAUUUUUCUCAGAGAGAGCCUCUUCCUAGACCGCACACUCCAUAUGCCUCUGUAGUCGCUGCUUGAGAAGCCCGCCUACACUAGGAAGGAAGUAAAGGUUUUCCAGACCAGGAGACCUGCCGCCCUCAGAUGAGCUAGAAGAGGUGACACUGAGGAGCAGGAGCAGGUGAAUGCAUGGCUGAGUGCUCUCUGGGCUGCAGUGAUCUAGGGUGACCAGCUGCAGGGUUCCUGAAAGUGGAUGGUGUUUCCAACCCCCUGAGUCUCUUUGUAGUUCACCGCUGUGUAUGCCAAGCUAGCUGGUCCAAGAGCUUGCAGAGCUUGUUCUGUGUCUGCCUCCCUUAUGGCGACCACAGACUUGUACCACCCCGCUGGGCUUUUUACAUGUUCUGGGAAUUUAGACCAAAGUCUUUAUGCUUAUACAGCAAGCACUGGCCCACUAAGCUCAAUUUUGUUUUAUUGAGACAGCGUUCAUGUGGCACAGGCUUGAGCUCAUUGUGUGAUUAAGAUAACCCUGAACCUCUGAUUCUGAUCUUGCCUCCACCUCCUGAGGGGUGGGAUCGUACACAGAGCUCCCGCUCCCCCUCCCUUCUUUAUAGUCUGAUUUUGUUGUAAAUUAGGUUUUGUCCAGGUGUAGUGCUUUAUACCAAUACUCUCAACAAUGAGAAAGCUGAGGCAGGAGGAUUGCUAAGAGUCUGAGACCAGCCUGAGCUACACGGUGAGUUCAGGGCCUGCCUGAGUUAUGUUGAAAUCUUAGGUGUCCUCCCCUGCCUCCAGCCCUGCAGCAAGUCUUUACAAUAGAAACUUAAAAUGACUUCCUUAGCAGACACUACAUUCUUCCAGGAUACUGUUGACUUGUUUGGAGAAGUCAUAGUCCUUAAUAAUUACCACAGUAUAUUUUCUCUCUCUGUGGCCCUCCUGGGCUUUAUGCCCUUGCUGCUUUAGGUGCUCCUGAAGCACGGGCUUAGGAGUCUGUGAGGAACAUUCUAAUUUAUACCCAAAAGACACACACACACACACACCCCACAUUGGUGGGGGUUACCUCACCCAGCUUGAAAGCAAGCCCCUCCUCAUAUUUCACCUCUGUUGUUUGGGGUUUGCUUUUGGUGACAUGGUCUAAGAUGUAGGCACCUUCUGCACGGACACCUUAGCUUCUUGUCCCUUUCUUCGAAUGGAUUCCCCUCUACCAAUCGAUCAUGUUCUGUAGAGAAAUUUGAUAGAAAAACUGCUAUUUAAAUAAUUCUAGCCAGACAGGGUGGCAUACACCUAUAGUCUCAAUAUGGCAGAGGCAGGAGUAUUAGUGAAGUUCAAAGCUAGUGUGGGCUACAUUGUAUGACACUUGUCCACACCCCUGUAAAAGAGUGAGGAAGAUGGGAGCUCAUACAUAUAGUCCUAGCACGUGGGAGGUGGAAUCCCAAGGAUUAGGAGGCCAUUGUCCUUACAGAGCAAGCUCAAAACUAACUUGUGCUGCAUGAGACCCUGCCUCAACACAAAAAAUAAAAACUCCUUACAUGCAUACAUCUUAAACUUCAAAUAUUUUUCCCAAGUUACAUGUUUUAUAUGUUCGCAUAAUCUAUUAUUUAACUUUCUUUAUGGAACCAGGCUUGUAAUAAAGUACCGCUAAGUCAGAAGGAGCGGAUCCUGAUUACCUGAUGACUAGGUUGGCAUGGGCAGAGCAAGGGGUUGUUGGCAAGUACAGCGGUCAUGGUGGUUUAGUAGAUGAGAUUGAAGUACACUCCCUUUGAACCUAGCUUACAGUUGUGCUGAAUCUUCAGGGAGAGAAGAAGAAGCCAAAACUGCUCACCAGAUUAGACUGCUCAUAGCCAGGGGUAAGGGCAGGCAUACUCAGGAUAAUAGGCCAUGGUGACCUCCUCUCCCAUGCCACUUUACAGAGCAGAAACUUGGGUGGCCCAGCACUCACCUGAGGACCCAGGGUCACAUGUUGCACCACGGAGCACGGGUGCACACAAGACACUCCCAGAGAGAAAGACAACCUGAGAAAACCACUUUGUCCCUCUUCCCAAGGGAGUUAAUUCCUGCCUCGGACCCUUGUUUCCAAAGUUAGAACUUGAAUUAAAAAGUGAUUGAUUUGAAGCAAAGAAAA